GAUUGAUCGAGUCUUCUGAUACCGACCGCGUAGCGACGGCGACCGAGCACUGGUCGUAGUCUGCCUUAAUCCUGAAUUUCUACGAUUUUACUUGGUUUUCUAUCCUUUGAAAAACUACGCUUCAUUUAGAAUUCGUGUCAGGAUGAACUCGACUCGUCUCAGUAAGCGUCGAAGCUUCUCACGCUAGCCGAGCUGGCUAGUUAGCCUGCUAGUUAGCUUAGCUUGUUAGCUGCUAGCAAAUAACUAGUUGAAGGUUGAAUAAAUAUUAUUUUCGAAAGAACAAUAGCAGAGUACGAGGAGGAACUUUGUCCAACAAAAGAGGAGAAGGAGCGACAACAUCAACUACUGAACGCUGUUUUCAAGAAACAUCAAGUUGUGUUACACAGAACAGACAUGCAUCGAGAACAUUUUCUCCCUGAGCAUCAGGAGUGGACCUCCAGUAUGGCAGAGGAGGAGCCACGACCCCCACACCUUAUGGAGGAAGAGGAGUCACGUCUCCCACGCAUUAAAGAAGAAGAGGAGGAACAUCACAUCACUCAGGAGGGUGAGCUGGAGGAAUUUCUAGUGACUGGUAUCCCUGUGAAGAGUGAAGAUGAUGAGGUCAAAGGUGAGAGUGAGGAGAGGGGAGAGGCGGAGCCUCCGAGCAGCAGCUCAACAGAAGCUGAUGGAGACCACUGUGGAGGAUCACAAGCAGACAAGCUCUUAGCUCCACUAUCAGAUAGUGAGGACACAACGUCACACUCUCCUGACACUGAUGAUGAAGACUCUAAAGAUGAUAAGACAUGUCCCACUGACAACACACACUUCACAUGUUCUCACUGCGACAAAACUUUUAAAUACCCGAGUCAUCUAAAAGUACACAUGAGAACACACACUGGAGAAAAAACAUUCAUGUGCUCAGUUUGCCAAAAAAGCUUCUCCCAGAAGCAACAUUUGAACAUACAUGCCAGGACACACACUGGAGAAAAACCCUUUUCAUGUUCAAUCUGCGCCAAAGGUUUCAUACAAAACAAUGAUUUGAAAGUACACAUGAGAACGCACACUGGAGAAAAACCGUUCAUGUGCUCAAUUUGUCUUAAAAGCUUCACCCAAAAGGCAUAUUUGAUCAUGCACGCCAGAAUACACACCGGGGAAAAACCUUUUACAUGUUCACUCUGCGGCAAAGGUUUCAUUCAACGUCAAUACUUGAAAGUACACGCGAGAAAACACUCCGGCGAAAAACCAUAUUCCUGCUCAAGCUGCAACAAAAGCUUCGCUGACCGGUCAGCGCUUGUAAAACACACGAGAACACACACAGGUGAGAAAGUUUUGAGUUGCAGUGUGUGUGGUGAAAGAUUCUCUUAUAAGUACCAGUGUAAGAAACACAAGUGUGCUGGUGAGAAUAUUCGAAAUAGAUUGUCAAAACUUUGACUAUCUAACAACAACAGUGUUUGUAACACAAUUUUGUUAAUAUGCGCCUAACAUUUUUAGGUGUUUUUCAGUCAAGUGCACAUAUUAGUAGUACACAACAUUGUGUCCAUGUUUUCAUGGGGUUACCACUCUGUCAAUGAAUGUGUGUUUUAUUUAAUUGCUGUUUUUUAAUUACCAACACACCAUGAAAAUAAGAUUUUUUAUUUUUUUUUACUUU
Nerophis ophidion (straightnose pipefish) is the source of this 1627-nucleotide messenger RNA. Its product is annotated as oocyte zinc finger protein XlCOF20-like. Bases 394 to 1410 code for a protein of 338 amino acids. The record is from RefSeq and is a predicted model, not a curated record. The transcript has 2 exons. Gene Ontology annotation, biological process: regulation of transcription by RNA polymerase II. Gene Ontology annotation, molecular function: RNA polymerase II cis-regulatory region sequence-specific DNA binding; DNA-binding transcription factor activity. NCBI's taxonomy places the organism in Eukaryota, Metazoa, Chordata, Actinopteri, Syngnathiformes, Syngnathidae.